UCUGCGUACUUCAGCCCAAUAGGACCCCCUUCUCACAUAAGCCACAAAAGCCACGCUCGUAACCUGAUUGGCUGCAGCAGAGUGCGUCUUUUCCGUUGUGAGUGGAGGGGUUUUAAAUGGAGAGGACCAGUGAAACGUUACAUAUAAUAGAGAACAGUUACUCUUCGUUAUCACUGCAUUCCCGCCAUUCAGAAUGUCCACAGAAAACUUUUCAGACUUGGAGAUGGAGCUAAAUGAUCUGCUCCAAGAGUUUGCUGACGUGGUUAAGGAGUUGAGAGAGCCUUCCCAAAGCGUCCCGUACGCAUACGAGCAACUCCUGUCCCAGGCUAAACGGCGCACGGGGCUGGGAGACGAAGGCUCGAUGGUCAGCGACAGCGGUGUGGAGGACACUAGUGACUAUAGCAGCGAGGCGUCUUUAGGCAACAGUCUGAACACUAGUGAAGAGGAACUCCACACCGCAGGCGUCCUAACGCCCAAAGCCAGAAUGGGAGACACUGCGGACCUGCAAAGAUUCAUCGACAGCUUGGACCAGGAACUCGCAGAGAUGUGAGCCGACAGAACGAGAAGGGGAGAGGCGGAGAGAAGUGAGGGCGAUGAGGCUGAGACCACGACGAGAGAGAGGGAGAGAUCGGUCCGGAGGCUGACCACUGCUGGGCACGCACCCACAGUCACACAGCAGGGCUCAGUUCCGUUAAGAGGAAGGCAUCUCUCGUCUGGUCCCUUGGAGGGAGCGAGGUUAAACAUGAAGAAUUAAAAGGGCAUCUUAUUCCGGUAGCUUAAACAUGACUGGACCCGGGGCAGGGCUACACAGCAAACCCUCCGUCAACCCUGGCCUUUAGAGAAAGCCUGGUGGCACUGUAUCAACUAAAGGAAGCUGUUCGGUAGUCUAAAGUGUCUCUCUCGAAUUGGGAAACCGAAAUGUCACCCCUUUAUCCUCUGCUGUGCAUUAUUUCAUCUUCUAUAAAGGGAAUAGGGUGCCCUUUUAUACUCCGAGAUGAAUACCAGAAGGAAACGGAUCAGUUAGCAGUAGAGGCAACACAGUAUCUUGUUAUUAGGCGGAGCUGCACCUUUGGGUUCCUGCCAGCCUGUUGUUUUUUGAAGGCAGGCCUUGUAGCAGUGAUGCCCCUCGUUCUCAUCAAAUGGAAAAUGUGUUGGAAAAAACGUGUCAUCCUUUAAAACUAUUACCAGACAGUGUCUCAUAUCAACCAAAAUGAACUGUAUGUUGUUACUUACUCAGAUUUGGUAUUUAAGUUGAUGCCCUUUUAAUAAAGAAUUUUAGUGUCAUGUACAGUAACUGUAAAAUGUAUAUUGUUAAAGUAUGUACAGUAUUAUGAAUGCCUAUACUACAAACAGACAUGAGCCUGUUCCUUUUUGUACAGAGGAAUGCACAGAUGAAUAAAGAUAUGUAUUUUUCAAAUUC
Esox lucius (northern pike) is the source of this 1420-nucleotide messenger RNA. RefSeq lists its product as uncharacterized. Gene Ontology annotation, biological process: regulation of cell cycle. Bases 194 to 550 code for a protein of 118 amino acids. The record is from RefSeq and is a predicted model, not a curated record. The transcript has 5 exons. NCBI's taxonomy places the organism in Eukaryota, Metazoa, Chordata, Actinopteri, Esociformes, Esocidae.